AUGCAAGGGAUCCAGAUCGACCCAGCCCUUCUCGCCUUCUUUCCCUCGACAUCGCGCCGGUCCCGCACCGCCCCUGCGCCCGUCAACGUCGGGAUCAUCCCGGCCGAGCAGGUCCCUUCGCAUGUCCACCAUCCACAGCGGAUUGGUGCGGGGCAUGGCGGGUCCGGGUCGAUUAUCGGCGUCGGUGUAGGAGUCGGCGUAGGGUUGGGCGUCGCGCCUGCACAACAAACCCCACAGGUACUGAGCGGCGCAGUCUUUCCUGCUUUUGAUAUCCCUAUCGACCCGGCUCUGUUCGAGCUGGAACAAGUCGUCCAGUCCGUCCGUGCCAAUCCCGUCGCGUCCACCUCAUACCUCGGAAGCCCAACUUCGGCCUCAGUCGACACCAGUCGGAAUAACAGACGGCGGGUCAGCAACCACGCCGCUUCUGCCUCUCAGCCCCAGACGCUCGGUCAGGCGGUAUCCGUCAUUGAUCCUUCGCUGGUCGGCGAGGGAGGUAACGCCGUUGCUGGACCGAGUAGGAGUACGGAGCUAGGGGAAGAAUUUGAUCCGACUAUCCGGGAGAUCGUCAAGAGCUUGACGAAUGCACAGCAGAAUCAAUCGCUAGAGAUGGCGCCGGCCGAUGUAGAUUCGACCGCCGCGCUCACACAAGCUCUGACGGACGCGCAGACCGUCGCGGCUAUCUCGGCGCACCUUGUCGCUGCAGAGGGGAUGGAUCAGGAUAUCCAGAAUACGCUGGAAGAUAUGACUUCUGAGCAGAUCAACUCAUUCUUUCCCCAAUCUCCAACCUCGCCCAGCUACCUCCUCCCAGACUACCCCGAACCCCCUCACGCUCACGCCGAAUCCAGCGCGCAAGCGCUCCGCCAUCAGAAUGCGAUCGGCCAAUCCGAGCUCGACCUGGCCAUGUCGACCGCGCUGCAGGCGCACGCCAUCCCCGCAUCAUCCGUCACUGGUCCCUCCCUCCCCGUUCGCGCCGAGUCCGUAGACUCUACCGACCCCUCUGCUCCUCCCAAGCGGAAACGCGGUCGUCCGGCCGGAUCGAAGAACAAGCCCAAACCAAAGACCCAAGCUCAAUUGGACCUCGAGGCAGAGAGUAGUCUCGCCACCCCUCCUCCCCCGUCUAAAAAGGCGCGCAAGCAGACCGAAGGCCCUCCGAAGCGCGUCGGCCGGCCUCCGAAAGUACGCACAGGUGCCGAGCUGGAGCAGUACCUCCAGCGCCAAGCGGAUGCUGCGGCGGGCGUAAAGCGAGCGAGGGGGCGGCCGAGAAAGUUCCCAGGGUACUUGAUCAGGGAUAUGAGAUUGAAGCAGAACAGAGAGGAGUUUAGGGAGGUGGUCAGGAGAUUUGCGGAUGGUGUGGACCCUGGGGAGGGGAUGGCCGGGGGCAGUCAGGAUGGGACAGGAGGAGGGCAAGGAUCCGGCAGGGGAGAGGGUCAGGAUGUAGGGGGUGAUGGACAGGGGUAUGGGCACGACGGAGAAGAGUAUGAUUGGGCGGAAGAUCCGCAGCAUCUCAUGGAUGCUGUGAAUGAUCAGAUGGGGGGUGGGGCGGGUGGGAUGGGGCUGGAUAUGAGCUUGGGGCUGGGGAUGGAGGGGAUGGAGGAUAUCAGAGGGGAGGAUGAGCCGAGUGCGGAUACGGGUCUGGGGAGGGAGGGGAUGGGGCAUGUGUUUGGGCUGGAGGGGGAGGAGUAG
This is a messenger RNA of Dioszegia hungarica, 1683 nucleotides long. RefSeq lists its product as uncharacterized. Gene Ontology annotation, molecular function: DNA binding. The record is from RefSeq and is a predicted model, not a curated record. The transcript has 3 exons. NCBI's taxonomy places the organism in Eukaryota, Fungi, Basidiomycota, Tremellomycetes, Tremellales, Bulleribasidiaceae. The coding region runs from base 1 to 1683 and encodes 560 amino acids.